AUGCUCUCUACUCAUGUCCUCGCUGGGGAACACAACGAUAAGCAAGCGUUGUUCGAGUUCAAGUCUAAAGUUUCUGAGGAAAAAAAAGCUGUUUUGUCCACGUGGAACAACUCAAUCCCUCUCUGCAGUUGGAGGGGGGUUACAUGUGGGCGCAAACACAAGAGAGUUAUUGGUUUGGAACUCGGAAGGUUGCAACUGGGAGGGGUGAUAACGCCAUCUAUUGGUAAUCUUUGGUUUCUCAAAUCACUUAAUCUCACUGGUAACUCUUUUGGUGGAACCAUCCCUCAAGAGGUUGGAAAGUUAUUUAGACUUGAAUAUUUGGAUAUGAACCUAAAUUUUCUCGAAGGAGGGAUUGCAGCCGGUCUGUUUAACUGCUCUAGAUUGUUGAGCCUUAAUCUAUAUUCAAAUAACCUUGGACAAGGUGUUCCUUCAGAACUUGGAUCAUUGACGAAGCUUUUUAUUUUAGAUGUUGGUCGAAACAACUUGACAGGAAACAUCCCUGCAUCUCUAGAAAACCUGACAUCCCUCAAACAACUCAGCUUUGCGGAAAACAAUUUAGACGGAGGAGUUCCUGAUGGUGUAGCUCGAUUGACUCAAAUGGUGACUCUUAUAUUAUCAAUGAACCAUUUCUCUGGUGUUUUUCCUCCAGCAAUUUACAAUUUGUCCUCCUCACUUAAGUAUUUGUUUCUCGUUGAAAAUGGUUUCUCUGGGAGCCUGAGGCCUGAUUUUGGUGAUUUGCUACCAAACCUUCAAGAGUUAAAUCUGGGAUCUAAUUCUUUCACGGGAAACAUUCCAACAACACUAGCCAACAUCUCGACUCUCCAAAAAUUUGGAGUGGGGUAUAAUAGUCUGACCGGAAGUAUUCCUCUCAAUUUUGGAAAAGUAGAGAAUUUGCAAUUCCUAUCACUUAUGGGUAAUUCUUUGGGAAGUUAUUCUUCUGGAGAUCUUGACUUCCUUGGUUCUUUGACAAACUGCACCCAACUGAAGGCCUUAUCUGUGGCUAACAAUACGCUUGGUGGUGAUUUACCUACGUCCAUUGCCAAUCUUUCUAGGAGCCUCAUCGGGUUAAACUUUGAAAGGAAUUUCAUCUCUGGAAGCAUUUCUCUUGACAUUGGGAAUCUCAUAAACCUACAGAGAUUACAGUUUGGAAGAAAUCUAUUGACAGGACCACUCCCAGCCUCACUUGGGAAGCUUUCAGGAUUAGGAGAAUUAAGAGUCCAUUUAAAUAGAAUGUAUGGAGAGAUACCAUUUUCUCUAGGCAACAUCACUCAGCUAGUAAAACUCUACUUGUACAAGAAUAGGUUUGAAGGAAUCAUCCCUUCAAGUCUCGGUAAUUGUUUGUAUUUGUUACAUUUAGAUAUUGGGGAUAAUAAGUUGAAUGGGACCAUACCUCGGGAGAUCAUGCAUAUUUCACCCCUUGUUCUUCUAAAGAUGUCACACAAUUCUUUGACUGGCUCUCUACCAAAAGAUGUUGGAAGUCUUGAACAUCUUGGUACACUAUCCUUUGAGUAUAAUCAACUUUCAGGGAAACUCCCAGAGAAUUUGGGAAAGUGUCUCCAAAUGGAACACCUUUAUCUGCAAGGAAAUUCUUUUGAUGGAACCAUUCCAGACAUAAGCGGGUUGGCGAAUGUUAAAAGGAUUGAUUUCUCCAACAACAAUCUCUCUGGAGGUAUACCUGCAUAUCUCGCAAACUUUAAUUCGUUGCAGCAUCUCAAUCUAUCUGUUAACAACUUUGAGGGAACUGUGCCAACGGAAGGAAAGUUGAAGAACGCCACUAUAGUUUCAGUAUUUGGAAACAAACACCUAUGUGGAGGGGUCAUUGAAUUGAAACUAAAGCCCUGCUUUUCGCAAGCACCAGCAAAAGGGAAAAAACAUUCAUCUCUUUUAAAGAAAGUUGUGAUUGGAGUAUGCAUAGGCGUGUGUGUGGUUUUGCUGUUGUUCAUAGCUUUAGUUUCUCUUUGUUGGUUCAAAAAUAAAAAGAAGAACAAGACCAAUGAAGCAACUCCUUCCACCUUGGGGGCUUUCCAUGAAAUGAUAAGUUAUGGAGAUCUUCGAAAUGCGACUGAUGGCUUCUCUUUGAAUAAUCUGAUUGGAUCAGGCAGCUUUGGUACCGUGUAUAAAGCCUUGCUUCCUGGAGAGAACAAUAUUGUUGCAAUGAAGAGUUUUAUGGCAGAGUGUGAAUCCUUGAAAGACAUAAGGCAUCGUAAUCUAGUGAAACUUUUGACGGCUUGUUCGAGUAUUGAUUUUCAAGGAAAUGAAUUCAGGGCUCUAGUCUAUGAGUUCAUGCCAAAUGGAAGUUUGGAUACGCUUAGCAUAGCGAUUGAUGUGGCUUCUGUUUUGGACUAUCUUCAUGUUCAUGGCCAUGAAGCUAUUGCUCAUUGUGAUCUUAAGCCAAGCAACGUCCUUCUAGACGAUGAUCUUACUGCCCAUGUUAGCGACUUUGGUCUCGCUCGGAUCCUCCCCAAAUUCGACCAGGAUAACUUCCUCAACCAACUCAGCUCGGCUGGAGUCAGAGGAACCAUCGGCUAUGCCGCACCAGAAUAUGGAAUGGGAGGGAAGAUAUCAAUACAUGGUGAUGUGUAUAGCUUUGGGAUUCUCCUUUUGGAGAUGUUCAGUGGAAAACGACCAACCAAUGAGUUGUUUGGAGGAAACUUUACCCUCUGUAGCUACAUCAAAUCUGCAUUGCGAGAGCAAGUAUUAGAUGUGGCAGACGAAUCGAUUCUUCACAAUGGCCUUAGAAUCGGCUUCCCUAUUGGUGAGUGCUUGACUAAUGUUUUGGAGGUGGGACUUAGGUGUUGUGAAGAAUCUCCAGUCAACCGGCUGGCAAUGAGUGAAGCUGCCUACUUUAUCUUACUUGCUUUUGGUGCUCUCCUGUUACUUGAAGCACACGGUUUUACCGGUGAAGCUGAUAAGCAAGCGUUGCUUGAGUUCAAAUCUCAAGUUUCUGAAGAGAAAAAAGAUUUAUUGCCCUCGUGGAACAACACAAUCCCUCUCUGCAACUGGGAUUGGGUUACAUGUGGCCGCAAACACAAGAGAGUAACUCGUUUGGACCUCGGAGGAUUGCAAUUGGGAGGGGUGAUAUCGCCAUCUAUUGGUAAUCUUUCGUUUCUUAUAACACUUAACCUCACUCAUAACUCUUUUGGUGGAACCAUUCCUCAAGAGGUGGGAAACUUGUUCAGACUUCAACACUUGUAUUUGGGAUAUAACUUUCUCAAAGGUGGUAUUCCAGAAAAUCUGUUUAACUGCUCCAGAUUGUUGGAGCUUCAACUGGUUUCAAAUCAUCUUGGACAAGGUCUUCCUUCAGAGCUAGGUUCACUUAGGAAGCUUGUUGUACUAGAUCUUGGUCAUAACAACCUCAACGGAAAGAUCCCUGCAUCUAUAGGAAACUUGACGUUCCUCAAACAACUCAGCUUUGGAGAUAACAAUAUGGAAGGAGCCAUUCCUGAUGAUAUCGCUAGAUUGACUCAAAUGGUGACUCUUGUGUUACCACAGAAUAGAUUCUCAGGUGUUUUCCCUCGUGCAAUCCACAAUUUAUCUUCACUUGAGUACUUAAACAUGUUUAGUAAUCGUUUCUCUGGGAGCCUGAGGCCUGAUCUUGGUAAUUUUCUACCACACCUUAAACACUUCUUUAUCGGAAAUAAUCAUUUCACAGGAGCCAUUCCAUCAACACUUGCCAAUAUCACAACCCUUCAAGAUUUGGGAAUGUCGCUUAACAGUCUCACAGGUGAUAUUCCUCUGAGGUUUGGAAACAUAGGGAAUUUACAAACAUUAUCACUCCAUAGUAAUUCGUUGGGAAGUCACUCUACUCGAGAUCUUGACUUCCUUGGUGCUUUAACUAACUGCACCCGACUGACCUCCUUAUCUGUGGCUGACAAUAUGCUUAGAGGUGAUUUGCCUACCUCCAUUGCCAACCUGUCAAUGAACCUCAUCGAGUUGACCUUUGGAAAUAAUUUCAUCUCUGGAAGCAUUCCUCUUAACAUUGGAGAUCUCAUAAGCCUACAAACAUUUCAGUUCGCUAACAAUCUAUUGACAGGACCACUCCCAACCUCGGUUGGUAAGCUUUCAGGAUUGGGGCUAUCAGGGAAACUCCCAGAGACUUUGGGAAAGUGUAUCUCUCUGGAACGACUUUAUCUGCAAGGGAAUUCUUUUGAUGGAACCAUUCCAGACAUAAGUGGGUUGAUGGGUGUUAAAGAGAUUGAUUUCUCCAACAAUAAUCUCUCUGGAAAUGUACCUGGAUAUCUUGCAAACUUUAACUCGUUGGAGUAUCUCAAUCUAUCUGUGAACAACUUCGAGGGAUUUUUGCCAACAAAAGGAAAGUUUAAGAACGCCACUAUAGUUUCAGUGUUUGGAAACAAAACCUAUGUGGAGGCGUCUUGGACUUGA
Molecule: messenger RNA, 4383 nt
Organism: Microthlaspi erraticum
Lineage: Eukaryota; Viridiplantae; Streptophyta; Magnoliopsida; Brassicales; Brassicaceae
Source: the annotation of a GenBank genome assembly